Molecule: messenger RNA, 4769 nt
Organism: Notolabrus celidotus (New Zealand spotty)
Lineage: Eukaryota; Metazoa; Chordata; Actinopteri; Labriformes; Labridae
Product: inactive carboxypeptidase-like protein X2
Exons: 22
Coding region: 594-4244 (1216 amino acids)
Biological process (GO): negative regulation of transcription by RNA polymerase II; proteolysis
Molecular function (GO): DNA-binding transcription repressor activity, RNA polymerase II-specific; RNA polymerase II transcription regulatory region sequence-specific DNA binding; zinc ion binding
Source: RefSeq, a predicted model, not a curated record
ACUCCUCUCUCCUGCUGUUCCUCUCUGUGGUCAGUCUGCAGGACCAACACUCUCAACUGAGGAAUUCAAUGGACAACGAAAGGAGCUGUCUUCUUUCUGAGAAGGAGCAAACCCUGUAGUCUGAGGCCUCACCUGCCCUUCCUCCCUCAUCCUCCUCCUCCUCCCCUCUUCAGCUCCUGUCUGAGUCCUGCACCUGUUGUGACUCGUUGGCCAGGUGAAGGGGAUCCUCUGGCCUUACGCUGUUGUUUCAGCUGACCCUAGCUGCAGGGCAAUUAGGAACCCAGUCUACUCAUUAGGCUUGACUGUUGCUCUCUCUCUCUGUGUCUCUCUGUCUCUCUCCUUCCUCUGUAACCCACCUCCCUCCCCUCCCCGCUGAUCCCUACCCCCCUCCCAUUCCAUCUUUGUCUAACCCACUCUGAGUCUGCUUGUCGCUGUGGCUGUGGAGCUCCAGAAGUUUCCCUGCUGGAGUAAAAGUGUGGAUCACAUUGCAUGCAAAGGAAAGGAAAGGAAAGGGUGAAAAGGAUUUUUUCUGGUGGCAAGAAGAAGUUGGACAACCCAACCAAAAGGAUUGUGGAGUUGGACAAGCAGCAGGUAUGAAAAGCCAGGCUGUGGUUGUGUCUGUGGCUCUGCUGGCCCUGUGCUGCCUGCUGAUCCCCAGAGGAGGGGAGAGUGCAGGGGGGAUAAUUUCACUCCGGGAGACUGAAGGGAACAGGCAGGCUGGGGGUCAGCUACAAGAUGAGUCCCUGGAUGACCCAGAAAGUGAGCAGCAUGGGCUCGAAGUGGACCCACACCCACUGGGAAGGAGUAAAAGAGACAAAAUAGACUCAGAGAGGGCUGCACAGGCAGCUAUUCUUGGCAGGGUGAGGAGAGUUCCUGAAGAAGGCAAAAAGAAGAAGAAGGACAAGAAGAAGAACAAAGAACCAAAAGAUCCAAAUGCCACCAAAAAGCCUAAAACAGACAAAAAGGGAAAGAAGAAGGACAAACAGACAACCACGACUCCACCACCAACCACUACAGCGAUCCCCACUGAACCUCCUACUCAACCUGAGGCGUACACUGACUACCCCUAUCCUGAUGUUGACAAUGAGUACUGGAAACCAGAGGACGAUGACUACUGGGACCAAGCCCCCACACCAUCCAGACCCUCGCCUGAGGUCACAGACCCUCCAUACGACUACUGGAAACCUGAGGAGGAAGACCCAGCUGCACCAGUGACAGACACUUAUGAUGACUUCUGGAAACCAGCAGAGAAGGAGUUGUCCACCCCCGCACCUGAUGCUUACGACUACUGGACACCAGACGGGAAAGAUCCGUAUGCUCCUGUGACUGAUAACUAUGACAGCUACUGGAAAGAGCCAGACCCCACACCCCCUGCUCCAGAGGUUGAUGGGAAGGCUGGGACAGAUGACAAUGAUUACUGGGAUGCCACAUAUGAGGAGCCAGAUAAUCUUCCAUUCCCAGAUGGUAAAGAGGUCAGCCCUGAAAUCGUAGUAGAAACGCUCCCAGAGGAGCCGACAACCACUUCUCCUUAUGAAGGGACGUGGUACGAAGAUUACGACGAGUAUGGAAGAAAAGUAAACGGAGAGACAGACGACAAAUGGGUAGAGAAGGAGCGAGAGAGAGCAGCAAAAGAAAGAGAGAGAGAAGAGAAAGAGAGAGCCCAGAAGCUGAAGGAGGCAGAGGAGCGGGCCAGAAACAGACCACGUGUCUUCAAAGAGCCAAAGAAGUGUCCACCCCUGGGGAUGGAGUCACAUAAGAUCGAGCCAGACCAGCUCACAGCCUCCUCCAUGUCUCAGUAUAUCUUUCAACCUCAGCGGGCAAGACUCAACAUGCAGGGCUCAGAUGAUGAAGAUAGUAAUAGAGGGGGAGCGUGGUGUGCAAACUCAGAGGAGAAGAUCCACUGGUUUGAGAUCGAUGCUCGCAGAGAAACCGAGUUCACGGGAGUCAUAACACAAGGACGAGACUCAUCGAAUGAGAGCGACUUUGUGACGUCCUACUUCCUGGCCUUUAGUAAUGACAGCAGAGAAUGGACCACCAUCCACGAUGGAUACGCAGACUGGCUGUUCUUCGGAAACAGCGAUAAAGACACUCCAGUGAUGAACCAGUUGGCUCAGCCGAUGCUGGCUCGAUACAUCCGGAUCAUCCCUCAGAGCUGGAACGGCUCCUUGUGUAUGAGGCUGGAAGUGCUGGGCUGUUUGCUGCCCGAUCAAGUUGAUCUCCAGUUCAGGCAAAAUGAAGUCACUCCAGUAGAUUACUUGAAAUUCAAGCAUCACGGCUACACAGAAAUGGUUGCACUCAUGAAGUCGGUGCAUGACGAGUGUCCCAACAUCACCAACAUCUACAGUCUGGGCCGCAGCACCAAAGGACUGGAAAUCAUGGCUAUGGUCAUCUCUGGAAACCCUACAGAGCACGAAAUAGGUGAGCCAGAGUUUCGCUUCACAGCCGGUCUUCAUGGGAAUGAGGCCAUGGGCCGGGAGUUGAUCCUGCUUCUCAUGCAGUACCUGUGCAAAGAGUACAAAGACAGAAACCCCAGAGCACAGCGGCUGGUAGAGGGAAUCCGCAUCCACCUGGUGCCCUCACUCAACCCUGAUGGACAUGUGGAAGCUUUUGAAGCAGGAUCAGAGCUAAGCGGAUGGACAACUGGACACUUCACCGAGGGCGGCUUUGACAUCUUCCAGAAUUUUCCAGACCUGAACGAUAUCUUGUGGGAUGCGGAGGAUAAGGGAAUGGUGCCCAAACUCACCCCCAACCACCAUGUGCCCAUACCAGAGGGCUUUGACACCAACACCUCAAUUGCUGUGGAAACCAGGGCCAUAAUCUCAUGGAUGCAAAGCCACCCAUUUGUGUUGGGUGCGAACUUCCAGGGCGGGGAGUCACUUGUGGCCUAUCCUUAUGACAGCUUACGUCUCAACAAGCCCGCCGAGAGCCAGAAACCCCACAGCCGCAAGAAGAGACAGUAUGAGGAUGAAAGUUUUGAUGGCAACGAGUGGGGAAGGGGCUACCAAGAGGAGCCAGAGGAAGACUGGAGAGGGAGAGGAUAUGCAGAGCCAGAGGUGGAGUCGAGGGGUCACGGCUACGACCACGGUUAUGACCGUGGCUAUGAUCAUGGUUAUGACCAAAGUCACAAUCACGGUUAUGACCAAAGUCCCGACCGUGGCUACGAUCAAGGCUAUGACCGAGGCUAUGACCGGGGCCACGACAACGGUUACGACCCCAGUUACAACCAAGGGUAUGGUCACAGAGAGGAGGAAGAGGAUGACAGAGGAAGAAGUGCCGGUUAUCAGUACAGCGAGCCUGAGGAUGAACCUCGGGUGAUUGCAGACGAUUCCCUCUUCAGGUGGCUGGCUGUCUCCUACGCCUCCACACAUCUCACCAUGACACACAGCUACCACGGCUCCUGCCAUGGGGACAACUCUGCAGGAGCACAUGGCAUUGUCAACAGGGCCAAAUGGAAGCCAAUCAAAGGAAGUAUGAAUGAUUUCAGCUACCUACACACCAACUGUUUGGAGCUGUCUGUAUUCCUGGGAUGUGAUAAGUUCCCUCAUGAGAGUGACUUGGCGCAGGAGUGGGAGAAAAACAGAGAAGCAAUGCUCACCUUCAUGGAGCAGGUGCAUCGUGGCAUCAGGGGCAUUGUGAAGGACCAGCAGGGGAACCCCAUUGGAAACGCCACUGUGUCUGUAGAGGGGGUCAACCAUGAUGUCACUACAGCACCAACAGGGGACUUCUGGCGUCUGUUGAACCCAGGGGAGUAUCGUGUGACGGCUCGAGCUGAAGGCUUCUCCCCUGUGACUAAAGUGUGUGUGGUGGGUUACCAAGCUGGAGCGACUGCCUGCAGCUUUAACCUGGCCAAGUCCAACUGGGACCGCAUCAAACAGAUCAUGGCCCUCCACGGCAACAAGCCAAUUCGACUAAGCUAUGGCAACAACAGAGUACAGCAUCCUGCAGUCACCAAUGGCAACAGGCGUGUGAGUAACGGCAACAGCGGUUACUCGGGGAAUACACGCCUCAGCGCGGACCGACAGAGGAGGCUCAGGAUAGCUCGUCUGCGUCGCCUUCGACAACUUAGAUUAAUGAGGUUAAGAUCUACGACGUUACCCCCCACAACCACCAUCCCCACAACACCAGAGACCACCACAUCCUGGUACGACUCCUGGGCCAUAGGGGAGGGGCAGUCAUCGACGCCUGGCGGUUUCACGGACUCAAUCCUGGAUUAUAACUACGAGUAUAAGAUAGAUGACUAUUGAACCAAAGGCACACAUCGGUCUGCACCAGUCCUCUCAUUCUGGUAGUUCCUGCUGCCGCGUUGUAUUCUGAGCAUCGAACGAGGAGUUCUCUUUGUACAAGUUAGCAAUAGGAAUGAACAGAAUGGUAACUAUAUUAAUUGUAUAGUGUAUCUAUUACUUGACAAACUGCCUCUUCAUAGAAACUGAUCCUGUUAAUGAUCCUCCAGUUUGACAGUUCACACUGCAUUUCUCUCACUGUUCUGUUACUCAGUCUUUUGAAUGAAUACUUUGAUUUCACGAGAAGUUUUUUAUUGUAGAUGCACAUAAACGAAAGUCAUGACCUUUUUUUUUUUUUUACUUCACCAGAGUUGAAUUAUUUACACUGUCUUCUUCAUGGCAGACACAUUUUUUACAGUAUGAGCAGUCAUUAAAGGUACAAAAGCAUUUGUAACAGGAGUCAGAGGAGGGAAACGUCUUCUGUCACGUUUCCUCUGACACAGCUGUAAUAAAAGAGUGAUUUUUCUAAUAAAGGCUUGUUCAUACACA